AUGGGACUGGCUACCGCUCGCAUGCUCGCUUCUCGAGGCGCGAUUCUCUCUCUCGCUGACGCAAACGCCGCGGGCUUGGAAGUGGCGCUCAUAUCGCUCCCCGGCGGCCAGGAAAAGCAUAUGACGACCACUCUCGAUGUUCGCUCUACUUCCGCUGUCAAGUCGUGGAUCGAUGCCACAGUCGAGAGAUUUGGAAUACUUGAUGGAGCAGCAAAUAUCGCCGGCGUACUGGGUGAUGCAGUCCCCAUACGUGAAUCUACCGAGGACCAGUGGGACUUCGUCAUGGGGGUGAACGCCAAGGGUAUAUAUAACUGUCUUCGUGCCCAACUCAACAACAUCAAGGAAGGUGGUAGUAUCGUCAACUUUGCAAGCGUUGCCUCGCUGGUUGCGGUGCAGUCACAGGCCCCGUAUGUGGCGAGCAAACACGCCGUGCUCGGCUUGACAAAGACUGCGGCUCGCGAGGAGGGGUCGAGAGGAGUAAGAAUCAAUUGCGUGGCACCAGGUGCUAUCAAAACACCCAUUAUGAAGGAUAUUGAGGAAGAGGAACUCCACAGAAGGACUGCCAAGUAUCAGUGUUUUGACCGCAUCGCAGAUCCAGAUGAAGUUGCUCAUCUGGUACUAUUUUUGUUGAGUGAUGAAACGAAAUUUAUAACGGCCGCCUGCUAUGAAAUCUCUGGAGGUUGGACUGCUUAA
This is a messenger RNA of Exophiala aquamarina CBS 119918, 693 nucleotides long. RefSeq lists its product as uncharacterized. NCBI's taxonomy places the organism in Eukaryota, Fungi, Ascomycota, Eurotiomycetes, Chaetothyriales, Herpotrichiellaceae. Bases 1 to 693 code for a protein of 230 amino acids. Gene Ontology annotation, molecular function: oxidoreductase activity. The transcript is spliced from 2 exons. The record is from RefSeq and is a predicted model, not a curated record.